Lemur catta (Ring-tailed lemur) is the source of this 865-nucleotide messenger RNA. RefSeq names its product oligodendrocytic myelin paranodal and inner loop protein (gene OPALIN). Lineage: Eukaryota; Metazoa; Chordata; Mammalia; Primates; Lemuridae. Gene Ontology annotation, cellular component: cell-cell contact zone; plasma membrane. The transcript is spliced from 5 exons. Bases 117 to 662 code for a protein of 181 amino acids. The record is from RefSeq and is a predicted model, not a curated record.
GUAUACAUUGCAGGUGCUUAAAACACUUUUGGUCACAGAUUUUCUCAUUUACUAACCCAUCCGAAUCCCAAUCCACCAGUAAGUUAACUAAAACAAGCGUUUCAUCAAUCUGGCCUAUGUUGGGACCAUCUUUCAGGUUGGAUGUAAGUCACAAGGACAGAGCCAUUUGGGAGUCCUGCCUUACGAGACAGGUGGGGGAGGGGAAGGGAGCUUGCCCAUGUCCUUCUCUCUUGCAGAGCUUUUCACUGAACUUCACGCUGCCAGGGAACACGACCUCCUCUCCUGUUGUCACGGGCGGGAAAGAAGUGGACUGCGGGCCGUCUGUCGGAUUAGCGGCAGGCAUCCCAUCCAUCGUGGCCACAGCCCUGCUGGUGGCUUUGCUGUUGACUUGGAUCCACCGAAGAAGAAGUAGCCUUGAGUCCAUGGAGGAAAGUGAAAGACCAUGUGAAAUUUCAGAAAUCGAUGAAAGUCCCAAGAUAUCUGAGAAUCCUAGGAGAUCACCAACACAUGACAAGAACACAAUGGGAGCACAAGAAGCUCACAUAUACGUGAAGACUGUAGCAGGAAGAGAGGAGCCUGUGCGUGACACUUACCGUCCUACCGUAGAAAUGGAGAGAAGGAGGGGACUGUGGUGGCUUGUGCCCAGACUGAGCCUAGAAUGAGGUGGCUCAGUCCAGGAGAAGACCUGGAGCUGGGACGGGCUGAAAACCCAGGAAUUUGUAUUUGGAGAGGAGAGAUGCCAACCUGCUUCUUAACCAAUCCAAGUUUCAUUUACAGAUCUGGAACACUUGUGGAUCGAUUUGUCUCUUUAGGGGACAGCUCCAAUAAGUUUGAUUCCAACUCUCAGAUUUUGUGGUUUAAUACA